This is a messenger RNA of Trichomycterus rosablanca, 7377 nucleotides long. It is a transcript of the gene ankrd12, whose product is annotated as ankyrin repeat domain 12. The transcript has 13 exons. Gene Ontology annotation, cellular component: nucleoplasm. The record is from RefSeq and is a predicted model, not a curated record. The coding region runs from base 194 to 6172 and encodes 1992 amino acids. Gene Ontology annotation, molecular function: protein binding. NCBI's taxonomy places the organism in Eukaryota, Metazoa, Chordata, Actinopteri, Siluriformes, Trichomycteridae.
AACGUCACUCACUCGUAGUUUCAUGAUAUUUCUGUAAAAUUAAAAACCAGGCUGCUUACUGUUUAUUUAAAUAGUACAUUUUAUCUUUGGCUCGGUCGUGGAUAUUCAAGUGAAGCUGAAAGCAUAUUGCGAACGCGCGGUCAAUGAUGAACCCUGCGGGCCUUAGCUGCCACAGCUAGUCCGAAGCUGCACCAUGGCCAAGCCGGGGACUGAUCGAGAUGGAGCCAUGGUGGAAAAGACAGCUGGGAAGAAGAGCAAAGAUAAAAUCUCCCCGUUCACAAAAACUCCGAAGCUGGAUCGGAGUGAGAUUGUGGGAAAGGAGGGGAAGCCCAGGUCUUCCAUGAAACGCAAGCUCUCCUUCAGUGUCAGCCCACCCCGCAACGAGGAACGAGACUCAGACACAGAUGACUCUGACCCCGGCCAGUCGAGUGAUAUGUGGGGAGAGAGAAUACUUCCUCCCUGCAGGAUAUACGCAGAUAAAGAUGGUCCUGAUAAAAAGAAGGUAAAAAAGGAGUCUGGGGGUAAAAAGUCCACUCCUGUCAACAUUUUGUUCGGCUACCCACUGUCUGAGCGCAAGCAGAUGGCCCUGCUGAUGCAGAUGACAGCAAGAGACAACAGUCCAGACACCACACCGAGCCACCCAUCCCAAGCUCCAGUAGUGCCGAAAAAGACCCCCACCAGCUCCACAUCACGUCAGAAAGACAAAGUAAACAAGAGGAACGAGCGAGGAGAGACACCCCUGCACAUGGCCGCCAUUAGAGGGGACGUUAAGCAGGUUAAGGAGUUAAUCGGACUCGGGGCGGACGUAAACAUCAAAGAUUUUGCAGGUUGGACACCUCUACAUGAAGCCUGCAAUCUUGGUUACUAUGACGUUGCAAAAGUUCUGAUUGGCGCUGGCGCAGAAGUAAACACGCAGGGUUUGGACGAUGAUACCCCUCUUCAUGAUGCCUCCAGCAGUGGACACAAAGACAUUGUGAAGCUGCUCUUGCGCCAUGGAGGAAAUGCCUUUCAGGCAAAUAAACGAGGUGAGCGGCCAGUAGACGUUGCAGAUUCUGAGGAGAUAGAGCAGCUUCUAAAAGGGGAGAUUUCAAUAUCGGACCCAGAAGACAGCUCUUCAGAUUCUGAGAACCCUCCAUCAGUGAACCCCUCCAGUGUAGAAGAAAAUAUGGAAUACUCUGACACUGAGAAGGACUCUGACAGCAAAUCGACCACAGCAAAGGCUGCAUCAUCAGCAUCAGGCGUGGAUGAGUACGAGUUCAAGGACGAGGAAGAGGAGGACGAUCUAAACAAAUCACUGAACGACAGGCACAUCCUAAGACGAGAGGUGCGGCAAAAAGAAAAAGAGGAGAAGGAGCAAAACCAUCACACACCCAAACAGUCCAGCAAAAGCGACCAGUCAGUGUCAUCGUGCAAGCUGAGAAAGCCGAAAGCUUCCCGGGUCCUGUACUGCAGUUCGGACAGUUCGGGGGAUGAAACUGAGACGGCGUCCGAACGAAAGUGUUCGCCAACCAGGCCGGUCUGCAACGACGCUCACAAAACGGAGGGUAGGACCAAAAGAGAAAGUUUAAAUCUCACACCUGGAGAAAAAGGCAAAGCUAAUAAGAAAAAGAACAAGAGCCAAAGUAAAAAUAAGGAAAAUCAGGAGGUUCGAGAGGACGGAAAAGAGAACAGCAAAUCUCUUCUGUUCUCCUCAGUGACGGUGUCUGACAACUCUGAUAAAAACGUUAGAGAAGAAGACUCCUUCAAAAUGUCCUUCAGCCCAAAGGAUGAUUCGUCCGUGCACCUCUUUCACCUGUCCUCUGUGAAGUCGCCGAAGCUCAACAACAGCCAAACUGACAAGCAGACGACUCCAUUAAAGCAGGAAAAUGCUAAGACUUUUGUCUCCAGUGGAGAUGGAUCCUGCCCCAUGGAAAGCGUCAAGUACAACCACUACACAGAUUCCGACUACACCGAAGGCUCCAGUAGUAAGGGCUGUAAACACAAGGACAAAAGCAAACAUCACUUUAAGGACAACAGCUUGGAUACAGACGAUGGAAGCUCGAGUCCCUUUAACAGCAUGGACGGCUCAGACGGCAUCUUUAGGAAGGCGGACAAAGACGGCAAGAUUGUAAAGAAGCAUAAGCUAAAACACAGAGAGAAGGACAAGUACAGAAAAGAGUACGAGUCUGAGAGGAAUCGGCACCGCCAAAAAGAAAUACGGAAGGACGGACACAGGAACAUGGAGUUCGAUCGGGAGUUUUGGAAAGAGAACUUCUUCCAAAGUGAUGAGAAUGAUGAACUUGUAAGCAAAAGCGAUACACCAGGUAGCUGUUCUCCUCAAAAGUCUCUUGACUCGUCACCAGUUAAAGAAGAGAAGAGCACGUUCAAAGACAAGCAUUCAAGCAGCAGCAGCAGCAAUAAGGAGAAAAAACAAAAAGAUGAACGUGAGAAAGACAGGUUUAUUAAAAAAGAGAGGAAAGAUUCAUCCUACAGAGAAGAAAGAGGAAAGGAUGCCAAAGGGGCUGAAAAUGACGACAGAACGGAAGGUCUUUUACGAAAGCCUGAAGACUCACUUAUCAAUGUAAAAGAGGAGGUAGAAGAAAAGCCUCUUACUGGAGACUCGGUUGGUCAAAAUCAGGUUGAAACCUCAGAGAAAAGCAGCCGGGACAAGAGCGAUAAACGGCCGCCCACAAAAGAUAGAGAAGCUGAUAAAUGUGAGAAAAAACAAACAGACAAAGAAAAGAGAAUAAAAUUAGAGCAUCUAGCAGACCGGUCUGAUUUCCACAACUCCACAGAUAGAUGGAAAGAAAAGGACAGAGUAACCAGCACGUCAUACUCGUCUGGUGAUCGAAGCCACAAGGAGAGUGACAAAAUGAAAACUGUGCCUGUUACCAAAAAGCACGAGGAGAACAGGAAGAGCAAGGAUAAGCUCGACAGAAAAAGCGAGAAAGAUCGGACAGAAAGAGAGCACUCCUCAAGUGAGCACAAAGAUAGAACAAGUUCUGAAAAGAAAGCAAAAGCUCCUGAGAAAGUUGGCGAUCAUAGCAGAAUGGAACGAAUUAAAGAAAGAGAAAGAGACUAUGACAAGAGGAGAAAGGAAAAAUCCAAAGAAGCCACUCUUUCCUCAUCAAGUUCUAAUCUUAAACUACUUUUGGAAGAUAAAAAGGGCUACACAUCUGAGAGCAAUAAAACAGUAACCACAAAAUCAAAAGACGAGGCUAUGAAAUCACCCGAGAAAGACCGACACAAACCAGACCGCGAUCGAGAUUCUGAUAGGCAUCGGGAGCGCGACCGGCUUAAAGAAAAGGACAAGGAUAGAGAAAGAUCACAGCAGAGCAAGGACAACAAACUCUAUAAAGCAAGACCUGUUGAGUCAGAGUCCAAGCCUAAAAGUUCACCUGCGCAAAAAGAUGCACGUCCCAAAGAGAAAAGAUUGGUUAACGAUGACCUCAUGCAAACCAGCUUCGAGCGCAUGCUUAGUCUUAAGGACCAGGAAAUUGAGCAGUGGCACAAAAAGCAUUUGGAGAAGAUCAAGCAAAAAGAGAGGGAGCGGCUCAAGCAGCGGCCAGUGAGCGACUCUGGGAAGCAAAAAAACAAAGAUAAAACGAGGACGCCCACCAGCGAAGCAUGUGCCAAUAAAGAACUCAUGCGUUCCAAAAGCUCUGAGACUCCUGAAGGUUACAGUCGUGAGAAGAACCUAAAGGAUGCCACCUGUGGAAGGACACUUUCACUAGAUGCAAGGAACCUGUCUUGUCUUGGAAAAGCUGUCCCAGUAGAAAAUAGCCUGAAUCGAUCUCCAAGGCCGGACAGUGAAAAAUCCAUGGUCAUGUCAAGAUCAGUGUCCAUGAUCUCGGUAGCCAGCUCGGAGGAUUCCUGCCAGACUACCGUUCUAACGCCGAGGACUACAGAGUAUGACUCCGACCUCAACCUGGAAGCUUCUGAUUCUCAGCCACCUUUGCUGCAGUCUUCCCUCGUACUUCAGUCCUCCAGAUCACCAAGUGUCUUUGAUAAAGAUAUGAACAGUCUUCCUGACAUAACGCGGACAGCACCUGCGAACAGACACCCGUCGUCUUACUUGAGGGCUAUUCUAGAUGAGGAAACUAAAGCAUCUACAUGUGAACCAGACCGCUUGGUUGAGGAAUCUCAAAAAGUUAGCGACAUAUCGCAAUCUAGUGAUGAGUCUGGCAAAAUCCAGCCAAGAGAGGGUAGUUCAGAGGCUACACAGGAUUGUCAAAACACAUUGGCAGCGCAAGCCCUCAGUAAUGUACCUGUAGCCGAACAUUCUACCAGUGUUGAGGAUGAGAGUGCCACUGUAAACAGCCGGUUUGGAUCUGCACCCCAAGAUCCUCACACAAAGGACCUUGUACAAGCCAGCAGUGUUCUGCCAACUACAGCAGAGGUCAGCAAGCUUAACCUUGAUACUCCACCAGAGCACAGUAUACAGGGUCAGCAGGACGGCUUCGAAAAAACAGUGACUGAACACUCAAACGAGAAUCCUUUAUCGACGUCUGUGUCCCAUGUUGCAUCAAGUGUGAAUUCAGAGCCACAGUGCUCCACUAGCCUGCAAUGGGAUGCUGUUUCAGUGUCCAGUAGUGACCACUCUGCAAGAACAGAUAUAGUUUCAGGAGCAGAGCAAAAAGAAAGAAGUCAAGUAGCGAAUCCUGAACACAGUAUGGAAGAAGACACCAGUAUGGAGAAUUUAUCAGAAGAGAGUAAAAUGGAUUUGAUGAGCAGCACAGAUCCAUCAGUUAGCACAGCACUAAUAAGUUCUGAGGAGCCUUCCAAAGGACUGCUGCUGUCUGCAAAGGAUGAGGCUCAAGAUUCAAUUCCGGUUAAAGAAACUGGUGAUUUGGGUUCUAAAGAACAAUAUAAAAUGAGGGUGUCCGAUGAGAAUUUGGGUGCAAGUGAUGGACAUUCAAAGAACAAUGAACCUGCAUUGCUUGUCUCGACAUCUAAAAGUAUCUCUCAGUGUGCUUCUCCUGAACGGACAUCUGAGGAGCCAAUGGAAGUCUCUGAAGAGGGUCAAGUCAACAGGCACUUGAUUGCGGAGACAAAGACGGAGAAAGCAAUAACUUCCGAUGAUGAGACUCAGAAUCUGCCGGACGACAAUAUAGAGAUGUCAGACCAGCCCACUGUUGAGGAGAAACCUACCAAACCAGAGGCUCCACCAGACCGGGAUCAAAUCCAGGGUGGCACCUCUUGUGUUCAGCUUGAUUCUCAGACAGAACUACUGAGCGGAGCAACCUCUGGAAGCUCUUCCCCGUUGUCUGUAGUCGACCGAGACAGUGACUCAUCUGGAGCCAGGUCUAAAGCGAAACCCCUGGAUGAUGAGGUUGACGUCCAGGUGACCCAUCCAAGGAAACGAAAGAUGCCCAAAAUUUCCCCUCCGGCUCAAGCACACCUUUCAGCCCAGCAAAUUAAGGAGAAGACCCAGCAGUCUUUAGCGGCAAUUGUGGAUGCUUUAAAACUUGAGGAAAUUGAGCCCUAUCAGACCGAAAGGGCUAAUCCAUAUUUCGAGUUCCUGCACAUUCGCAAAAAGAUUGAAGAGAAGAGGAAGGUGCUGUGUAAUGUCAUUCCUCAAGCACCGCAGUACUACGAUGAAUAUGUCACCUUCAAUGGGUCGUACUUGCUUGAUGGGAACCCCCUGAGCAAGCUCUGUAUUCCAACUAUAACUCCUCCACCUUCACUACCUGAACCCCUAAAGGAGAUGUUCAAACAGCAAGAGGUUGUGCGCAUGAAACUACGCCUGCAGCACAGCAUUGAAAGGGAAAAACUGAUUGUGUCCAAUGAGCAGGAAGUCCUGCGUGUCCAUUAUCGGGCUGCUAGGACAUUGGCUAACCAGACGCUUCCUUUUAGCGCUUGCACAGUGUUGCUGGAUGCAGAAGUGUACAAUAUGCCCCAGGAUGUACAGGGAGAUGAUGGAAAGACAUCAGUCAGGGAUCGCUUUAAUGCACGGCAGUUCAUGUCUUGGCUUCAGGAUGUUGAUGACAAAUUUGACAAGUUGAAGACAUGUCUUCUAAUGAGGCAACAGCACGAGGCAGCAGCUCUCAAUGCCGUUCAGCGUUUGGAGUGGCAGCUGAAGCUUCAAGAGCUCGACCCUGCUACCUACAAGUCGACCAGCAUCUUCGAGAUCCCGGAGUUCCACAUCCCACUCGUGGAGGUCAACGACGAUUUUGACCUCACGCCGAUAUAACAGCAGUGAACCAGAUCUCAGAUCAAAUGAGUGAAUCUCCCCAGGACUCGAGUGGAGCAGAGAAACGCAGAGCACUUGUAUUGGUCUUGCACCAUAUCAUCAGACACUUCAGAGGAAAUAAUAAUAUGUAUUAAUAAUUUAAAAUAAGAACAUCAGUUCAUCUCGGAGACGGUUCUGUACCAGCUCCUAGACCCAGCAUUGCGUCUCUGAAGGUCCGGUUACUUUUCCCUGUGUCAGCUCUUGUUUUGCUACACUUACCUGGUCCAGUUGCACUUCUGAGAAUCCUGUCUGAACAUCGAUUCUUAGUGGUUGGGAUUAGGUUGAAACAAAAAUGCACUUAACUAUACGGCCUCUUUGGCAUAGCCGCAGAACCACAGGCAGGCACAGAGGAGAUCCAGCCAGCAGAGGGUGGCAGCUACCCUCAAUGACCAGAAGGAGUUGGGUUAGGCAGAGAGGGUGGGUGUUGUGGAGGGAAAAAAAAGUGGAGCUUGUUUCUAAAGUGAGUGUUCAUGUUGUAUAGAUUGUGUUUUUCAUUUUUUAACUUAUUUUAUACAUACCAAUUGUGCAUUUGUAAAUAGUCAUGUAAUUAUUGUUUUUAACUUGUAAAAAGAGAAAAUAACAGAAAGGAAGCAUAAUUAAAGUAAUAGAUAUUUUGAUUGUAAACUUUUUGUCAAAUGUUUAAUGGACCAAAGUUGGUUAUAUAUUGCGUGUCCUCUCUGUUGUUGAUGUUGGCUUAACUCUUUAAGCAUGUGUUUUAGAAUUGCGUUUGUUUUGUUAAGUUCCUUCUUAUACUACUCGUUUUCUUCUCAAUUCAUCAUCACAGCAGGUGUUUUUGACUUGUGAUUUCAAUGCUGUGCAUGCGUUGCAGGUUUGUACUUCUUUUCUGAAAAGCUGUACUGUGGUGAGGCUUAUGUACGUGGUCCAACUUUUCAUGCCUCUGUCGUCUUUUAGUAACACUCGGCUCUCAUGUGUUGCCUGUUGUCUUGCACACAUGAAGAGAAAAGGAGUUUGUUGUGUCUGUUCAUUACAAAAAAAAAGUUACUUUUGCAGUUUUAAUGUGAGAUCACAACAAAAAAAAAACUAUUUUUUACAACAUAAUGCCUUUUGAACGAUGUUCUAAAAAUAUGUCUAUUUUAAUAUUUACUUGUUACAUGACAAUGUACAUAACUGUAAUAUAUAACUGAAUAAAUUUUAUUGGUUGUGAA